UAAAAAGAGGACCCCCCUUACACCUAGGGCAAGGCAAGCAGGGAUGGAUGGAUCGCGCGAGCUGCCCAUUGACAUCGCCUACGCCAAGCUAGCUGAUUGGCUCGUUGAUCGCCGCUGGAUGCAUGGCGAGUGGAGGAAGAAACUCGCGCAGAUCCGUGCCAGAAUCGCCCCGGCGUUUGCCCGCCUGCCCAAGCAGGGCGACCCAUGGCUGCUGAGCUUGAGCCCCGAGUCUGUGGGAUACCUGGAAGCACGCAGGAUCCGGGACAUCGCCCUCAGCACAAGCGCCGCCCAACCAGACAAGGGUGUCUUUGCCCGGCUAGCCACGUCCGGUCCAGGGAGGGAAUGGGACGCCAUUGUGCAUGCUUACGAGAAAGACAAUCUCUAUCUGGGCGAGGCCGCGCAACUCAUGCUCCACAACGUGAAUUACGACAUCCCCUUUGUAAAGAAGCAGAUCGCCAGGCUGCAACAGCAGCUGGCAGACCUGGAGCGUAAAGAGGCCGAGUUCAAGCGCAAUGCCCUUGCAUCGGCUUCCAAGUACCAACACGCCUGCCGGGAGCUUGGCAUCGCAGGAGUGAACGUGAGGAGCGAGCUCUUGGCCAGCGUCAGCUCUUUGCCUGGGAUUCUCUCCACUCUCAAGGACAUCCUUUGUCGUCGCAGAGUUGAUGACGCCGUGCACCUCUAUGAGGUCUACGCCUCGUAUGCUCACACGUACGCUCAGGUUCAAGGCUCGGUCCUUCUGGCAGCUUUGAAGGAUGUUCGGGACACUCCGUUGGAUGUCGGGACCGACUUUCCUCCCCAUGAUAACACUGACCCUGCAGCAGGAGUGCCUGGCGCACAAGGCAUCCAGUGUGACCAGCUACCUGAGGCUGCUACUCAGCUGGAAACUGACGAGAUACAAUGGGAUAUAGAUCUGGCUGACACAAGGCUAGUGGAGUCCAAGUGUGACGACGACGAGGAGAGCGCGGGAAUCGUGUGGGAUAUUGACGUGGAACAGGGUGCUGAAGGUCACGAGGAUCCAUUGGGAUUCGAAAAGGCUGGUUCGGCAGUCCAAGGCUAUGGCUCUUCUCUUGCUCCGUUUUGUCGCCUGGUGGACUCCCAGUAUCGAAACAAUCUUCUGAGUGAUCUCCUUGAGGUGAGAGCAUUUCUUGUUCAGAGAGUGGAGGAGCUGGACAACAGUGCGACAGCAGCACUGCAGAGCCAGAUACAGGCAGUUGCCUCGGCGUCUUUACCGCAAUACAGCUCCCAGGUCUUGAAAGAAAUGGGGGGCGACAUCUCCGUAGCGCUGGACUUGGUGACGAGCAGCAGGACGAGAGACUUGGUGCUCAUGUUAACGUCGGAGAGGUUUGUGGACAGGCUAGAGGCGUCGCUCAAGGAGAAGAAACAGAGCGAGGCCAAGUGUCUCAACAGCUUGAGGGAUGUAGAGCACAAGAAGGUGGAGCUGCGGAACGCUUUGUCGUCGUCAUGGCCCAAGCAGGAAGAGCUCGUCUCCAAGACGCGAGAGCUCAAGCGCAGCGUGGAGGAGGCCCUGUCCCGCCUCUACAGCGGCAGGCUCGUCAAUAUAAUCGGGGAGAUAAACGUUGUUGUGUAGAAACAAAGGGUUCGACUCGCAAAAGAUAAAAGUAGGGGA
This is a messenger RNA of Selaginella moellendorffii, 1627 nucleotides long. RefSeq names its product CDK5RAP3-like protein. The coding region runs from base 44 to 1588 and encodes 514 amino acids. Gene Ontology annotation, cellular component: endomembrane system. Gene Ontology annotation, biological process: regulation of cyclin-dependent protein serine/threonine kinase activity; regulation of mitotic cell cycle. The record is from RefSeq and is a predicted model, not a curated record. The transcript has 10 exons. Lineage: Eukaryota; Viridiplantae; Streptophyta; Lycopodiopsida; Selaginellales; Selaginellaceae.